Phyllopteryx taeniolatus (common seadragon) is the source of this 2144-nucleotide messenger RNA. It is a transcript of the gene styk1b, whose product is annotated as serine/threonine/tyrosine kinase 1b. Gene Ontology annotation, biological process: regulation of apoptotic process; protein phosphorylation. NCBI's taxonomy places the organism in Eukaryota, Metazoa, Chordata, Actinopteri, Syngnathiformes, Syngnathidae. Gene Ontology annotation, molecular function: ATP binding; protein tyrosine kinase activity. Bases 413 to 1765 code for a protein of 450 amino acids. The transcript is spliced from 10 exons. The record is from RefSeq and is a predicted model, not a curated record.
UCGAGGAGCGGCAAGACCAGUUUUUGACAAAGCGAAGGUUGGGCAAGAGGAGACCUAUGCGGGCCUCGCCGGAAGAGGAAAUGACAGGAGCAAACACAAAUACGAGGCAGGGCAGGACUGUUGAUUACCAUAAACGUGUUGAUUUGCCCUCUGAGGGGGAAGGAAGGUAGAAGAAGCAAUCGUGGAGUAAGGAGCUUGAGAGGAGGGUGGAGUUAAAAACAAUAGACAAACAGGUGCACACUGAUCCCUUGACAGUCAGACAGAGGAAAACAAGAUCAUGUAGAACCGACCCAGGAUUUAACAUUCUGCUGGGUAGAUAUAAGAAGACUGACUCCAUGAAGACUGAACUAACAAGACUAUUCUGGAGGAUCUAAAACACCACUCAAAACAAAAGGCUCUCCUAUUUGACAGGAUGUCGUCGAUAUCAGACGCAGACUUUCGCUGUCAGCAAGGAGACACAAUCUGUGAGAUCCGCGAGUACGAGAAGGAAGUGAUCAUUGUGCCCAUCAUGCUGCUGGCCAUCUUCGUGGUCACGCUGGUCUUCAUCCUGCUGCUGCGUUUCUGUCCAGAGAAGGUGGACCGCAUCCGUCUCAGCACCGUGAAGUCCACCUUCAGGAGGGAGCUGCAUGGCAUCGACGCUCCACCCGGUAUCAAUGUGCUGGAGCACGAAAGCAUCGCUCUGGAUGUGCCCAACUCCUACUCCACCUUCCACCCGGCCAGCACCUACGUGUCCAAAAAGCUCUCGCUGUCCGUGGACAUGCCCCCGGUGUUGACCGGCGCCCAAGCGCUGGCCUACAAGCCUGCGUUCGACCCAGUCGUCCAGCCCCGAGAGCUUCCCCGCCAGAGGCUGCCCGAGUCCUUCAACCUUGUUGCCCCGCUGCCCGGGUCCUUCUCCCUGCGCUCAGACUCUGCCGUGUCCCUCUACAGGGCCUGCAUGGAAAACAGGAACGUGGUCCUGCGGGUGCUAAAUGACUCCGCCGACGCCAGCGAGAGACACAACUUCCUGGGCUUUGCGUCCUUCCUGGCCGAGCUGGGAACGCACCCGUUCUUGCCCGAGCUCCUGGGCGUGGUUUCCCUGCGUGCCCCUCUGGUGACGGUGGUGGAGGAGCUGGAGAACCAGGACCUGCUCAGCUUCAUGUGGAGGUGCAGAGAGGAAGACGUGAAUCCGCCGUGCGAGAUGACUGAGAGGCGAAUAUUUACCAUGGCCCAACAUGUGAUCUCAGCGCUGACGUUCCUCCACAGCAAAGAUCUCCUGCACGGGAACAUCCGCGCCCGCAGCGUCCUGGUCAGCAAGGCGCACACAGCCAAAUUGUGGGGCCUUCACGGGGUCUACACCCGCAAGAACCAGGCGGCCACACAGAAGGACGAUCCCAGCAUGAAGAAGUGGCAGGCGCCGGAGAUUUUGGCCAGGAGAACCGUUGGUCCCAGCAGUGACGUAUGGUCUUUUGGCAUCUUACUGUAUGAAAUGGCAACACUGGGAGAAGCGCCAUUUGCAGAGAUCCCCGUCAAUGAGCUCCUCCAAUUCCACCAGCGGGGUAAAACUCUGAAGAAGCAUCCCAACUGCUCCAAUGCCCUCUAUGCCGUCAUUAAGGGUUGUUGCCAGUGGAAAGAUCCGGAUCGACCCACGCUGGCCGAGGUGACUCGCAAGCUCGUGUCCGGGGAGAAGAGCGCCACAGACAAAGUCCUCAAGGGAGUGCCGGUCAUCUUGGAGCGGUACCGGCACGAGGCCGGAUAUGGGGAGGCUAACAGCUACACAGUCUUCUGAUUACAACAAAUGGUGUCCCCCCCCCCCCUCCCCCUUUGUACUGGUGCACUUUCUAACUACAACUGUUACAUAUUCCGAUUUGCACAUGAAGGAGAAACAAGCCUUGUAUACUCAAGACUUUUAUUACGCUUUUCUCUAUGAAAAAAAACAAAACGUUUUUUUUAAGGUUUAGGUGAAAGAAAAUAGACUUUGAAGCAGAUGUAAACUUGAAAGGCAUCCAGUUGGAAUGGAUGCUGUGGAAUGAUGGUUUGCCUGCCUUGUUUACCACCUUCCUUAACUGAUGUCAAGAAGCAGAUGUGACGCAUUGCCAUGUUUGUUACACAUUGAAGGACCGUGAAUGGAAUGACUUAACAAAAUGUGAAUAAAUAAUCACAAUCUG